ACUUAGAUAAAUUAAAAAGAAAAAUCCCUGUGUAAAGCAGAUGGCUUUUAAAUACCACUGCGAAUGCCCGGGAGCAAAGACGAGAAAGAAACUCCCACAGAUACGGACAAGCAUACAGCAGCAACAGAAAAUUACAAGGAACGGGAAUGUGAAAGUGGAAGAAAAUUGCUUAACCCUAAGUGUAUCAUAAUUAGCGCAUAUUUUGUCUUCCUGUUAUGGAGAUUUAUUAGCUUAGGUCUUUACUCUGUGUACGCAACAGAUUGUUUCUUACGAGCUAAGCUUGCCACGCUGAGAUGUGAGAAUUUUACUUUGUAUUCAAACCCAACGAGGUUCGAAAUAGCAUGGCAGAUGUGUUCGGCCGUGAAUAACUUCAUUGCUGUGGGGAUUUUGUUUAAACUACCGGAGUUUCCUGGUCUGGAUGUUGUUUGCGCUCGUCUGAUUAAACUGGCCCGGUUUUGGUCGUUUAUCUUCCAGCUGGUCGUGGUCAUCUCCUAUAAUCUUAUGCUGUUCUUUCACGAACAUUUAAUGGAAAGUGCCAUGAUAGAGGUUGGCUUUCUCGUUGAUGAAAUUACCGUUACGAUUGUGGUUUGCUUGUGGAAUUUUGUACCUGCGCCAAGCAACAGGUCGCAAGGGCUACCCUGCCUCCAGUUCGCUUAUAAAUUGACACUUGUUAUGCUAUUUUUAGAGAAUUUUUUUCUGUUCUUGUUGAUGUCUUCGCAAGCAGCACUAGACAUUACAGGAAUCCAUCAAUUCGAAAGUCGGUCGACAGGAUUGCAAGCUCUUGGGAUUGUACUCAACGCAACUGAGGCUACAUUUUAUUUUGCUGUCAUGAAGUUCAUGUGGAAUAAGCUGUUUGAAGGAGAAGCUGUUGAUCUGCUAAAGAAGGACACCAUUUGAACACGUUUUUAUAUUCCGUAACGCGAAAGAAAUGAUAUCGAACUUUACGAAAGAGCGGUUGAAUAUUCAUGAGUAAUUUAAAACCAGCAGUAAACGCCACCUGACAGUUAAAAUCAGGAGUUUACUUCCGAAAUGAUUGAAUACCGUCACUAGGUAGCCUACAUUCUGGCCAUAAAGACAGCACCUAGUAAUCAUUUGAGGAACACUAAGGAGAAUCUAACUCUACCUCUCCUCGGAACCAUCAGCCACAGGUCAAAAUAUUAUUACUUGUGUUCUUUUAUUUCGCCAAAAUGACAGUCUCUUAAUUAUGACGCGCAUUCGUCAAUCUGUCGUCAAUCUGUCGAUGUCAUCAGAUACAUUUGGCAAAGAGUAGACUAAAGGCAAGACACCGAGAAGAAAGACGUCGAUCUUAUACGAAUCGAUCUUUGAGUUAUAAAUGUGGCUUAAAAGUUGGGAGUUUAUACACAUAGCUUUCCUGUGUUGGACUGAAAAGU
This is a messenger RNA of Pocillopora verrucosa, 1391 nucleotides long. RefSeq lists its product as uncharacterized. The record is from RefSeq and is a predicted model, not a curated record. Lineage: Eukaryota; Metazoa; Cnidaria; Anthozoa; Scleractinia; Pocilloporidae.